CGAAAUUGAAUCCUAUUCUGAACUGUGUGAUCUGAGUUCUACCGAUUUGUUAAGUGUGUUAGCUACUUUUGACUUGUAUGUCUAGUUCACUUUAAUUUCAUAGAGAAUCACCAUGUCGGUGGCGUUUGCACCUCACAGGCAGCGUGGGAAGGGUGACAUAACACCCGCUGGAAUACAAAAGUUACUUGACGAAAACAACCAGCUGAUCCAGUGUAUAAUGGACUUCCAGAGUAAAGGCAAAACAGCAGAAUGUUCACAGUAUCAACAGAUGCUGCACAGAAAUUUAGUGUACCUGGCCACGAUAGCAGACUCCAAUCAGAACAUGCAGUCUCUCCUCCCUGCUCCACCCACUCAGAACAUGCCCUUGGGCCCUGGUGGGAUGAACCAGAGUGGGCCCCCCCCUCAGCCUCCUCAUGGUCACAACAUGCCCUCUGAGGGUAUGGUCAGCGGUGGCCCUCCAGCCCCACACAUGCAGAACCAGAUGAAUGGACAGAUGCCUGGGCCUAAUCACAUGCCCAUGCAAGGUCCCGGUCCAGGUCCCAACCAGCCCCCAAACAUGCCCAGUGGCUCUAUGAAUAUGCCCCCCAGCAGCCAUGGUUCAAUGGGUGGUUACAAUCACACUGUCCCUUCUUCCCAGGGCAUACCAGCUCAGAGCCAAAUGAACAUGACCCAGGGCCAGCCCAUGGGAAACUAUGGGCCUCGGCCAAACAUGAACAUGCAACCCAGUCAAGGCCCCAUGAUGCACCAGCAGCCUCCCACUCAGCAGUAUAACAUGCCUCCUGGUGGUGGUGGACAGCACUACCAAGGGCAACAGACCCCAAUGGGCAUGAUGGGCCAGGUUAACCAAGGGAACCAUGUCAUGGGGCAGAGGCCAAUGCCCCCCUACCGACCCCCACAGCAAGGACCCCCUCAGCAGUACCCAGGGCAGGAAGACUACUAUGGGGACCAGUACAGUCACGCAGGACAGGGAGCCUCAGAAGGUAAUGCCCAGUAUGGCCAACAGCAGGAAGCAUACCAGCAAGGCCCUCCGCAGCAGCAGGGCUACCCUCCUCAACAGCAGUACCCGGGUCAACAGGGCUACCCACCACAGCAGCAGGGUUACGGUCCUGCCCAAAGUGCCCCAGGACAGUAUCCCAAUUAUCCUCAGGGGCAGGGACAACAGUAUGGGGGCUAUCGCCCUCCCCAACCUGGACCCCCACAGGGCCAACAGCAACGCCCCUAUGGCUAUGACCAGGCCCAGUAUGGAAAUUACCAGCAAUGAGAGAUGGUCACAUCAACCCACACAGCUCUGCUCUGAUCUCUGUCUGAGCUUUGACCUCUGGUCAGCUGCCAAGCAGACUCAAAUGAUGGUUGUAGCUCACUGAGAUUGUCUCAGACACGAACAUGCAACACUCAAAAAUACAAAAUACGUUUUCCCCUCUCUUUGGGCUCUUAUCCAAUGCCUAUAAAAUGUAUUUUUCUCAUGUACAUUGACUUGAUACAAGUCCAUGACUCACCCUCUGGUCCAGUAUGUCUCAAAGCAGCAAUGCCUUAAAAAUGGAACUGCCUUAUCCUUUAGCAUUGCAGAUUGUGAAACAAAAUUUUGGAUAUCAGAGAUAAAUGUAAAUGUACAGUUUCAAUCUACUGUGGUGCAUUGUUCCUCUAUCCUUCAGCUCCUUGUUCAUAAGAAGCAAUAAUGCCAGCAGUAGGGAAAUGUGUGGGGGCUUGGAGAUGAAAUAAUGCACCAGACGAACUUCCCGCUAGGCCAUGGUACGUGUCUUGAUGUAUGUGAUGAUGUAAAAAUAUAUUUUAUGCUUUUUAGAUCAAAAUAACUUUGUAUAAGACAUUGGAAACUAGUACUAAAGCGGUGUUGUUUAUUUCAUGUGUAUGUGUCAAUGUUUUUUUUUUUUUUUUUUUGUAAUGAUCCCAUCCAGCAUAUUGUUUUAUUUUUUAUUUUUGUUGUGUUGAAUUGUAUAACUAUUCAAUUGGAUCUGCUACGUCUGUGACAUGGGCACUAUGAAUUAUUUGUGUAAAAACAGAACAUUAAUUGACAUGCAAAGAAAUUCCUUGAAGGACAAAAAACAUACAUCAUACCUGGAAUUAGAAAAUGUUUAAUGUCUGAAAACGCAAGAAACAAUUGCUGUAUUCUUUGUUAAGCUGUGUAUUUAAAUCUGUGAGAAAAAAAAUCUAUAUCAAAUUUCUUUUUUUUUUUUUUAAACCACAUAACCUGAAGGUAUAAGAAUAAUGGCCACUGGCCUUUAUUUGACAAAUGUGCCCAAAGAUGUAAUAUGUAGCAGAAGCCACUGCAAAGUGUAAGUCAUUGCUCUCUGGAGUUUUUUUCUUCUUCUAUACAAGCACCUCAGUCUUGUCCGUUGACUGCACAUUGGUGAAUGGAAAAGAUCAAACUUGGUAUAAUAAAUGUUUCUAACAAGUAUGUUGUUUUGUUAGUCUUGACUUUGCUGGAAUCCCCUUUUCCCUUUUGAAUAAACGUCUAAGUUGAUGUCAUUCAAAUGGUGUUGUGUGUGAAUAAUAAAGAUUGUUACUGUCAAAUAUGUAACAUAAGAUGUGAAAAUAAUGUUCUCAAAUGGAUUCCUUAAUUUUACAGUAAAGACUGGUUGUGCAGUUUUAUAUCACUGGCUUGAUAUCUGUUUUAUGGUGCAUACUUUAUUGAUCCCAUAUGUACAGCAGCAUUAAAAAAAAGGAAUUCAUUGUUUAUGGCAGUUUUAAUAUUUGGCAUUCUGCACCCCAUCCAAGUGGUCACAUUUGUGUCAUGACAAUGUAUAACUGUACAUUACAAUAAAUUGGAAGAAUCUUUAAUAUA
Molecule: messenger RNA, 2800 nt
Organism: Perca fluviatilis (European perch)
Lineage: Eukaryota; Metazoa; Chordata; Actinopteri; Perciformes; Percidae
Gene: ss18
Product: SS18 subunit of BAF chromatin remodeling complex
Exons: 10
Coding region: 113-1261 (382 amino acids)
Biological process (GO): positive regulation of transcription by RNA polymerase II
Cellular component (GO): nucleus
Molecular function (GO): transcription coactivator activity
Source: RefSeq, a predicted model, not a curated record